AAUAAGAUAUACCAAUAGUUUGACCUGUUCACCUGUUCGUCCUCUAAUUAUGCUUAACUUUUCUACUAUAUGUGUAUUAUAGUUAUGCUUGUGAUGAACAUUUUGAAACUGUUGGACGUGUUAAUGUGUUAGACACGGGGAAAGUCGGUGACAGUUAAUGACAGAUACGGCUUGACAGAUUAACAAGAUGUGGUUAUUGUGGUCGUUGGGAACAUUGUUGAUUGUUGGUGUUGCUCAAGCUUCAAAGGGGGACAACUCAAAUGAGUACACUGGCUGCUACCAUGUUUGCCAUUUCAACAAUUGUACCUCCAGAUUAGGUAUUGCUGCUUAUGAGUCCUCUCAAAGCCUAAGUGAGAAGAUCCUGCAGUGGACUUGUGAUGAUGAAUGCCAGUAUUACUGUAUGUGGCGCACAACACAGAUAUUCUUGGACAGGGGAAUGGACAUACCACAGUUCUUUGGCAAGUGGCCAUUUGCACGGAUUUGGGGCAUGCAGGAGCCGGCAGCUGUUCUCUUCUCUGUUCUCAACUUGAUGGCCCAUCUCAUUAAUCUUAGACGAUUCCGUCAAUCUGUCCCUCCAAAUGCUCCAAUGUAUAAGAUAUGGCACUUGCAUGCUGGGAUCUGUAUUAAUGCUUGGGUGUGGUCUGUGGUGUUCCAUGCCCGAGACACUCCCUGGACUGAACGAUUGGACUACUUCUUUGCCUUCUCCAUGGUUCUCUUUUCACUCUUUGGCCUUGUUAUCAGGUUGUUGGGUCCUCAGCUCAAGGUUUAUAAAGAGGCAGCAGCAGUAGUCGGUGUCCUGUUCUUUGGUUAUCAUGUGUGGUAUCUGACAAAGGGACGAUUUGAUUAUGGAUACAAUAUGACGGUGAAUGUUGUUGUAGGUGUCUUAAAUGGCUCUGGGUGGCUUGCCUGGGCUGUGCCACGGCUGAAAUCAAGACCAUACAUUCAGUGGUGUGUGUUCACAGUGGUGGGUGCCAUGGCAUCAAUGUUACUGGAGCUUGGAGAUUUCCCGCCCCUCUUCUGGGCAGUUGAUGCUCAUGCCCUAUGGCACUUGGCUACGUCACCACUCCCCUUCAUGUGGUACAGGUUUUUGGAGAGUGAUUGCCUAUACUUACUUCAAAGAAAAUCUGGACCUGAAUACAAGAAACAAAUAUAAGAAGACAGUAUAAUGGCUUUGGUAAUACAGUACUGUAUAUGACAUGUGUUUCCAGUAAAUAUUAAUUUGAAGUAUAAUUUCAUACUUUUACUAAGGUUUAUAAACCAUAAAUGUUUGUUUCCAGUACUUACCUUGUUAUCUGUUACCUCUGCCAAAAGCAGAAUCUAUUUCAAGUAUAUAUGACAUGAUAUUUUGACAUAUAGUACAGUAAAUAUAUAUGGUAUGAACUUACAGUAUUUUGAACAUAUAUUUAUAUUUAUGGUAAUAAUCUUUAUUAUUAAUAGGUGAGUGUUAUGAACAUUCUGUAUUGUUAACAUGUUGUGUUUAGAGUGGAUAUACCUAUAUGUAAACGUGGAUUAUGAACAUGUUGUUAGCUUCCUCUUUUCAAUGUUUAUACAUAUGUUACUGGAGAAACAACAGUAAUAGAAGAUUAGGAUUUUAAUCCUGUGCUUUUCCUUAAAAUUUGCAAGAUCACUGAAUGUGGCUAAUAUGUAGCAUAGGUCUACUUGUAAUUAGUUGCUGAUGGUUGUUAUAGUUAUAAAGGCAAACUUACAUGAUUAUGAUAUAAUUGUUUUUUGUGUUUCUUAGGGAAAAGACAAGAGUAAAACUCAGAGGUAAUGGAACUGUGAGCUAUGAAGAAUAUUAUGUGUCCUGUGCCUCACUCACUAGACUGAUAAAGUGGCUUUCUGUUUUGGAUGCUGCAAUUGUUAGAAAUUUGAGUUAUGCUUGCCAACCAGUACCUGGGGCCAUGAUACCAUUACAAAGUAAUGUCUAAAUCUCUCCAUUCACUGUGUACAUGUGUAGUGUGAGGAAUAUCAGCAUUGUGCAGCUGACUAGAAGUACUGUACUUCAAAAGAACAUUCAUGAUAACACAGAAAAUCUGUGGCAAAGCAGCGAUAUCUUCACCACUGGCAGUGGGACAAUGAUUCUAAACUUAAGAAAAGGAGAGCAUCUACAUUUUUAUGUGAAUGGUAAAAAAAAAGUAUGUUUCAUUACUUUUUUCUGCAAUUUGAAGCUGGACAAAUUGCUAUGAUAUAUUCUACCAGUAUUUCAUAAUACAGUAUUUUGAUAUGCAUGCUCCCUGUAUCAGUAAAGGUAUUCAUAUACAAUAUACAGGAAUACAACUUGAAUUACAGCUCAUUUUUUCUACAUUUUGGCAGUUUUCUACAAAAUUUUUUUAUUGGUACCAGACAAUUUGAUCCACAUAAUAUAUAAAGGUGUAUACCAAUUCCUGUGAUCGGCUUUACCAACUGAUCUGAAAAUACUAUAGUGGACUAACACUGCUUACAAAGCACAGGAACCACAUCGAAUCCAUGGGUAACGAUAAUUUUUAGGGGGACUUUACUUGACCAAGAAUUUUUCAAUGGGAUAUUUAGGAAUGUCAAGUGUUUGUCAAACUAAAAAAUGACAUUGACAAUCUUUAGUCAACUGUUGUCUUGGCUUACUAACUUAGGCAUUUCAGGGAUGUUAUCUCUGAGUGGGAGGAGGUAAAUUUAAUUACAGUACAGUACAGUACUGUACUGCAAAACUUUGUAAAGAAUACUUUAACAGAGAAUAUAAAAAGGUUGUGUAGUGGUAGAGGAUAACUUCUGGUAAGGUUUGCCAGGAGGCCUCCUCAGCUCCACAGUCAAAGGGUCAGUAUCACAUUAUGGUUAGAAGUGUGCUACCUGAGUUGGUUUUGUUCAUUAUGAAUUGAGCUAAAGAUUACCUGAGUCAGUUUUCCUCUGAAUAAGGAGAAUGAGUUUUAUUUGAGUAUGAAAUGAAGUUGUCUUUGUUCAGUCUUUGAUGGUUAAUGUUUUUGUAUUGGCUCUUCUUAAGUUAUUUCCAUCUUUGCAAGCCAUUUCCCACAUACUGUAGGGUGGCAAGGGUGACACAGACUCACCUUCCAUAGUGUCAUUUGUACUUUUUAGCUGCAUCACUAGAUGUGUUCUUCUGAAUAAAAAUCCGUUUGCAGCACUUUCAUAUCUGCAACCAUGUCUGACCAAAAAGGAUGUUUAAUAAUUGUGAAAUAAGUUUCAUUAUUUGCUGGAGCUUUUUGCUGCUUGAAAUCAGUAAUUUAUGUAUAUAAUAUUGUGUUACCACCUGGAGUUCUAGCUUGGUAACUCUUUCAUGAAUAGGAAAAGUAUAGGCAGUAGAAGUUUUCAAGAUAUGCAGCUUAAAUGUUAGGAUUAAAGUUCAGACUCUUCACAAUACAGUAAUUUAUGUUCACUGUAUACUUAUUGGUAUUUUGGUAUUUUCAUGCAUAGACAAUCAGCCCUGGAUCCAGACUUGUGGAUACUGAUGAACAUGUAUCCGUCAAAUUUUUUUAUGUGUUGUUGAACACCAGCUGGCACACCUCACUUUAAAGGGGAAAACAGGGUAUAUAGUAUAUAUUAAUUGAUUAGUAGUUAUACUGUAUCAGUAAGUUUGAUCAUAAACACAAUUGCUGCACCAAUAUGAUGUGAUAUAUUUCUUGAUAAAAAAAAAUUAUUAGAUCCUGGCAAUGUAGGGAUUCUGGUUUCAUUGGUUUUUAUGUGUUUCAUUUUGCUACUCUGGGAAAUAUAGUUUAUGUAUGUA
Molecule: messenger RNA, 3709 nt
Organism: Homarus americanus (American lobster)
Lineage: Eukaryota; Metazoa; Arthropoda; Malacostraca; Decapoda; Nephropidae
Gene: PGAP3
Product: post-GPI attachment to proteins factor 3-like
Exons: 8
Coding region: 188-1153 (321 amino acids)
Biological process (GO): GPI anchor biosynthetic process
Cellular component (GO): endoplasmic reticulum membrane
Molecular function (GO): hydrolase activity, acting on ester bonds
Source: RefSeq, a predicted model, not a curated record